Lineus longissimus is the source of this 2722-nucleotide messenger RNA. Its product is annotated as dihydrolipoyllysine-residue acetyltransferase component of pyruvate dehydrogenase complex, mitochondrial-like. NCBI's taxonomy places the organism in Eukaryota, Metazoa, Nemertea, Pilidiophora, Heteronemertea, Lineidae. The record is from RefSeq and is a predicted model, not a curated record. Gene Ontology annotation, biological process: pyruvate decarboxylation to acetyl-CoA. Gene Ontology annotation, molecular function: dihydrolipoyllysine-residue acetyltransferase activity. Bases 37 to 1608 code for a protein of 523 amino acids. The transcript is spliced from 9 exons.
CCAGGUCGACGCCAUUUCGCCGGUAUCAAUUUUGGGAUGAUUUUGCCCCAAAACAUACCCAAAAUGUUCCGUUCUUCGAUUUUAUUAAGGUCUGCCGUGAGGCAAAGAUGCCUCCCAAAAAGCAUAAGGACAUAUACGCAAAGAGCAUUCAUCGAUUCCGUCAACAGAACAAGAAAUAUCAACAGACUUUCGUCGACCAAUCCGCAUCAGUCCAGAAUAACCUGGGGCCAGCAAUUGUCAUGUAUCCGCUAUUACAGUUCAGAUGAUCUCCCUACUCACCAAAAAAUAGUCCUACCGGCCCUCUCGCCAACGAUGGAGUUCGGUACGAUCAUUUCAUGGGAGAAGAAGGAGGGUGACCAGUUGUCCGAGGGAGAUUUAUUGGCGGAGAUUGAGACGGACAAAGCUACGAUGGGAUUCGAAACGCCGGAGGAGGGAUACCUGGCAAAGAUUAUUAUACCACAAGGAACGAAAGAUAUUCCUAUCGGAAAGUUGCUGUGCAUCAUAGUCGAAGAGGAAGGAGACGUGGCAGCUUUCCAAAACUUUCAAGCAACGGCAGCCGAUGAUGCGCUCAUUGGCGGCGCCGCACCGAAACCGGCGGAACCUGCUGCACCUGCACCACCACCACCUGUAGCACCUGCACCGGCACAAGCUGCACCACCACCACCGACCCCAGUGGCUGCUCCAGCCGCACCUGUACCUGCUGCGCCCAUUGCCGCACCCGUUUCGACGGGCGGAAGGGUUUUUGCGUCGCCACUGGCGAGGACGAUUGCUUCAGAGAAAGGAAUAGAUCUCAGCUUGGUGCAAGGUACAGGCCCAGAUGGACAGAUCCGUGUCGAUGACGUAAGAAACUUCGUACCGUCUGCCGCGCCUGGUGUGGCGGCGCCUGCGCCGGUUGUGAUGCCACCUGGGGCCGCCUAUGUUGAUGUACCGAUGUCCAGUAUGCGGCAAACGAUAGCCAAACGAUUGGUGCAGUCAAAACAGACCAUCCCGCAUUACUAUUUGAAUGUUGACAUACUUAUGGAUGAUGUGCUAAACCUACGUAAGGAACUGAACGCUGAAUUAGAAAAAGAAAACAUCAAGGUUUCCGUCAACGACUUCAUCAUCAAGGCGGCUGCGUUGGCCUGCAGGAGAAUUCCAGAGGCUAACUCGUCUUGGCAAGAAACGUUUAUCAGACAGUUUAACUCGGUCGAUGUGAGUGUGGCUGUAGCGACAGAUAAUGGCCUCAUCACGCCUAUAGUAUUUAAUGCAGAUAAAAAGGGAUUAUUGAGUAUAUCGUCAGAUGUGAUAAGCUUAGCGCAAAAAGCUCGGGAGGGAAAAUUGCAGCCACACGAAUUCCAGGGAGGGACUUUCACCAUAUCUAACUUAGGCAUGUAUGGCAUCAAAAGUUUCUCGGCAAUUAUCAAUCCUCCCCAGGCCUGUAUCCUAGCUGUCGGCGCAUCAAAUCAAAGACUCAUCCCGGAUGAAAAUGCAGCAGAGGGAUACAGAUCUGCAAGCGUUUUGGGUGCAACUUUGAGUUCGGACCAUCGGGUGGUGGACGGGGCAGUCGGUGCUCAGUGGCUGGCAGAGUUUAAGAAAUUCUUAGAAAAACCACAAACAAUGCUGUUGUAAUAAAAACUGUUGACUUAAUCUGAUAUUACUAUGUGGAUAUCUUGGUACAGCUAAGAAAAUAAAGGCAUGCUUGUGCUGCUUAGAUGUUUAAUGUGGUGAAGGACAACAGAGUCAACUCGUGAUUAUUUCCCUGCAGGUCGAUCCUAUGACUUGGUCUUUUGCUGUGAAUACGAGUGUUCAGUGAUUUCAAAGAUUUUCUACAAACUGUGCAAAACAGUAACAGUUACAGAGACGAUACUAGUCACAAAACUACGCAAAAGCUUUUCAAAAUGACUGACAUAUAAAGUUGCUUAUGAAGUAUUCUUGAUACCCAUCAUGAUUUUUUUAGUACCAGAGUUUACCAUGUUUAUCUAUUGAUGUAAUGGCCCAACUGGAUAACCUUAUGACAUAUUAUUUGAAAUAAUAAGGGCAGUCAAAAUCAUUGGUGAACAAAAUAACGGUGGUUGUGAUGAAUAUAUUUGGAUCCAAAAUAAUUGUAGUUGCAUCUACUGGGUGAGGAUGCUGGUUUUGGGCAGGUAAGAAUAGCUUUUUGGAAUGCUCCCUGGAGCAUUGAUGGACAAUUGGGGGGGGGGGGGUUAUGUGUUGACUUCCAGUCUAAAAAAUGUGAAUAGCAGCUGUACAUAAUGUGUUAUGUAUGAGAAAGAAGAAGAGAAAUAAGGUAAACUACAAGCCCUUCUCCUGUAGUUAGAGUUUUGAGGUGAACGCCAGGCAGUCGUUCGGUUUUUGGUACCGGUAAUUAAGUAGGUUGUCUUGGAGACUACUGCCGUGGAGUCCCAGAGUUUUGUAGCCAGGGUGGUGUCCUUGGGCCAAUAUUCCUCCCUAUUCUUCAUCGGGAGCAGGUCUGAAGCGCAUGAGCUGGUGUCUGGUCAGCUACACAUUCACAUUGAGCAGAGUCUUUGAAGGUGUUUCUUAAAGCAGCAGUACCCUGUUCAAGUUGGAAGAUUGUCACCUGUUUCUUCCCCUCUAGCUGGGUGAUGUUGUCAGCCUGGGGGUUGUGAAAGCCCUUCCAUCUGUCAACAAAUGAUCAAAUAAAUGUGCUCUAUCUGGCGUGAUAAACCUAUGUAUAUUAAUGUAUUUAAUUUGUCAUGUUAAGUUUUUAGAAGUAAAUAAAUAA